Molecule: messenger RNA, 7456 nt
Organism: Schistosoma spindalis
Lineage: Eukaryota; Metazoa; Platyhelminthes; Trematoda; Strigeidida; Schistosomatidae
Source: the annotation of a GenBank genome assembly
CCAUUAUCCAUCUUUACUUUCAAAAGAAAUUAUUUAAUUAUGUUUAAUAAAAUUGUUCACUUUAAUAAUAUAUGUUUUAUUCAUGCUUCAUUUAAUAUUCAGACACUUUUUUUUUAAAAGGACAUAACAAACUUGUUUGUAAUGUUAUUCUUCAUAAAUAUAUUAAAAAAAAACAAAAACAUAAACCUGAUUGGUUAAUAAAUAUCUAAUAGCUUAUAUCUGAUUGGUCCAUUUCUUUGAAACCAACUUAUCCGCCUAAUCUAAUUCUAUCAUAUGAUUGGUCAAUUAAAAUAACCUAUAAUCAAAUAUACAUUAGUUAUAAUUGGUAUUUUAUGAAUAUGAAUAAGAUAAAUACUUGUAAAAUUUAAGAUGAUAUUACUCAAAAACAAGAAAAAAAUAAAAUAAAACCAAGAAAAAAAAAACUUGAAGAAAAUCUCUUGAAGAAAAUUCAUCGAAUAAACAAACAAACAAACAAACAAACAAGCAAAAGCAAAAACAAAAAAAACCAACAAACAUUUUCAUUACGUAUUAAACCGAUGAAUUGGAUAUUUUAUUUGAACUAGACCUUUUUCUAAUCAAAGAUAAUCAUCUAAUGGAACUUUUUCAUUAUGUAUUGAAUAACAAUGUCUUGAGUUUAUUUAUUAUUUGAAAGAAGAAAUAGAAAUAAAUCAAUAUACUAAAAACACUUCACAACCUGGAGCCAUUCACCUAUCAAUUAUACUUAAUCGUAAACAAAUAAUGAUUCCUUUCAUAUAUCAAUAUUUAAUUGUAAUUAUUCAAUUUAGAUUAGGAUUAACUAUAUAUAGAAAUGAAAUAGAACAUAAAAAGAAUUUCAUUAAACCUAUUAUAACCCAUUCACCAACUGAUAUAUUUUCAACAGAUAGUAUCCUUGAAUUUACAUGUCAAGCAACUGGUUAUCCAAAACCUAACAUUAUAUGGUAUGAUGCAAUGACUGGUAAACAAAUUAUUGAUGAAAUACCUAAUAGUGGAACAACUUCUGGUAUACAUGUUAAUCAACAUUAUGGUAAACUUUUAAUAUCUAGUCCUGAAAGAGGUAAAUUAUAUACAUUUUAUUGUAAUGCAUCUAAUUCAGUUGGUUGGACAAUAAGUCAACCACCAGUACGUGGUGGUUCAAUUUAUAUAAGUUCACAAUUUAAACAAAUACCAGUGGAUAAAACAGUUCAUGAAGGUGAUAAAGUUGUUAUGGAAUGUAUUCCUCCAAUAGGAUUACCUGAAGUCAAGGUUUACUGGUUAAAAAAUAAUCAUUUGAUAUCUGCACAAAAUGGAGUAAAACCUAAGAAUAAUAUCACUGUAAUCAAUGAAUUUAAGUCUAAUAUUGAAAUAUCAAUUGAUGGAAGUUUACAUAUAAAUCCUGUCACUAUUAAAGAUAGUGGAACAUAUACUUGUGUGGCAUCUAAUAUUGCCGGUGAACAAGUUUCUCCUUCAGCUUAUUUAAUGGUUAAAUCACGUACUCGAUUUCUGGAAACACCUGUAGAUAUUAGAGUUAAAAAAGGACGUGAUAUCAAGCUGAAAUGCAAAGUUGAAGGUAAUCAUGUUGUUAAAUGGAAAAGAGGACCUGGAGAAGAACCAAUAGAUCCACAUCGGGCUGAAUUGACUGAAAGUUAUCUUCUUAUUAGAAACGCUCAGAUUUCAGACUCUGGUACAUAUAUUUGUACUGCUGCUGGAGGUAUUGAAGCUGAUGCCACGGUUAUAGUUGAUACACCACCAGCAUUUUCUGUCACACCAGAUGAUCUGACAGUUAAUGAAGGAGAAACUGCAGUGUUUCAUUGUAUAGCUGCAGGGCAUCCAUUGCCAGCAAUUUAUUGGGAGCUUCCGGAUAAAACACCUAUUUUUCCCGGUGACCAAACAAUAAAUGAAUUUCAUAAUGGCAAACAUUAUUUAACUCCUGAAGGAAGUUUGGAAGUUAGAGAUGUCAAACAAAAAGAUUCUGGUAAAUACCAAUGCACAGCGCAUUCAUCCAUUGAUACAAUUCAUACAAGUGCAACAUUGCACGUCAUUAACCUGUCUAAGAAAAAGCUGGAUUCAUCGAAAGAUGUAUAUUCACUUCCUGAAAACGAACCAAGACAAUUUUCUCCAUCUAAUUUUCAUUGGCUAUCCCCUAUAAUAGGACUUCCACCUGCAAACCAAACACGAACUGUCGGUGAGAUAGUCACAUUGGAUUGCGAACUGGGAUUAACUAGAAGCCCACCUGGAUCCUUGGCAUCAACACUGCCCUACUCAGACUUAUCUGACUGGUCUAUUGGAUGGUAUAGGUCUACGAAGGAUGGUGUAAAGGAAAAUAUAGACAUCUCAAACCCUCCUUAUGAUCAGCGUUACAAUUUGCUUCCCCGAGGUAGCCUUCAGAUAUCAAAUUUACGAAUAGAAGAUUCUGGAAAUUAUACAUGCCUUGCAAAUGCAGUUAUCAAACCUUACAUAGAUGGAAAUUUGGUAUCAUUUACUUUGCAAUCUAACUGGACCUCUUACUUAGAUGUUGUACCUGAAGGAUCACCGGCAACGGAAUCUGUCAGCAACGAAAGUCCUCUUCCUCCGCCAGAAAACCUAAAAGCUACUAAUGUGACGUCAUCGACUGUCAUACUAGUUUGGGAUCUACCAUUUCCUCCACUUCUCUCACAAAAAUUUACACAAGGUAACCCAAUGAAUUCUCAUCAGAUUACCUAUUGGGUAGAGCUCUAUAGACCUGAUAGACCAACAGAUGGAUGGAUAGUGGUUGAAAAAAAUUGGCACGCUCAUACUGUACAGUUAGGUGGAUUACAACCAGAAACUAUAUAUUAUUUUUUAAUUAGACCUCGCUGGAAUGAGGGAAGAGUAGGUUGGGCUAGCGCUCCUCUGGGUCCAGUUUUAACUCUAACAGAACAAGUUUCAAGUCAUCAAGAGAGUCAAUUAUCGGACAGAGAAAUUUUAAAGUCCUUUAAAAAUAUUAACUUAAUACUUCAACAUUUGUAUCCACUUUCACCUAAAAGAGUUCGAGUUAGCUGGUCCAUUACAGAAGUUCUCCCUGUACUAUCAAUGAUAAAAGGUUAUUUUAUUUAUCACAGAGAAGUCCCUUUGAUGCAAUGCAUUUCUAAUAAACUGGAAGGUAUUUACUCAGAUACAACUGGACUAACAAUGAAGAAUGGGGAAAGAAUGUAUUGUAGCAUCAAAUCUACCAAUUCUAUUGAUUCACAUUCUCUAUUUCGUCUUGAAACAAUGCAAACUUUACAACAAAAUUUUAAAAAUAAACAAGAACAAGAAUUUAAUAACGGAACAUUAGACCCAUGGAUAGUCAUUGAUAUUAAAGCUCAAUAUCAAAAAGAUAAGAAAUAUAAUAAUAUUCAUAAUUCAUUAACAAUUCAAGAAACUAGUCUUUUACGUGAUCUUGAAGCAUUUCGAUGUUAUGAAAUUAAAGUUAAAGCCUAUUCAUCUAAUUCAUUUAUAGAAAAUAUUGAAAGUCAAGAAAGUAAUACACUUAAAGUUUUAACUUUCGAAAGUUUUCCAACUUCACCACCAGAUAGAAUAUUUGCUGUAUGGUUAUCUAAUACAACUAUAGAAUUAUCAUGGGAUCCACCACCUGUCAUUAAUUGGAAUGGUUUAUUAAUAGGUUAUAUUAUAUAUGUAUAUGAUGAAAAUGCAAAUAAUCAUCAAAAUUUUAAUUUAUCUUAUACUGAACAAAAAACAUUAAUUAAAGGAUUAAUUGAUAAAACAAUUUAUUUUAUUCAAAUAGCUGCAAUUACAUGUAAAGGUAUAGGUGUAAGAAGUGUACCUAUUCAAUUAAAACCUAAUUUACGUCAAAAAGGAUUAGGGGUUGGUUGGGGUUAUGAUCUAAAAACUGGUAAACUUUUACAAUUAAUCAAUAAUGAAAAAAAACAAAAAAAUAAUCAAGAAGAAUAUUUUUUAAAUCAACCAUGGUUUAUUAUAAUAAUUAUAUGUAGUUUAUUAAUAUGGUGUACUAUUAUUAUAUUAAUUAUAUUUUGUUGUCGAUAUCAACGUUAUCAAUUUAGAAAAACUUCUGAUAAUGUAUUAAUAACUAAUCAUUUACAAUGUAGUUCAAUUAUUGAUGGAUCUAAUAAUCCUUGUACAAGUAUAAAUAAUUCUAUAAAUGAAAAUAAAAUUUCUAAAAGUACACAUUUAUUACAAAAAGAUCAUAUACAAUUAGAACCAUUAUUAAGAUCAGAAACACCUAAUUUAGAUAAUGAUAAUUGUUUAGAUACUAUAGAUAAAGGUAAAUAUGGUGCAUGGCAAUUAUAUCCUUCAACAAAACAAAAUCAAACGAUACAUAAUGAAUAUAAUAAACCAGAAUUAAAUGAUACACAAUUUAAUUCAACUGUUUUACCAUUAACUCAUUCAUCACAUAUAUCAAAUGAAACAAAUAAUAUUAGUUUAUAUGCUACAACUGAAAAUAUAACAAAUACAAUAAUACAUAAUAAUCAAUGUAAUCCAACACAAACAAAUCAUUAUAUUCAUCAAAGAUCAAAUACAUUAAUUCAUUAUUCAAAUGAUUAUAAUUCACGUACAUCAUAUUUAAGUUAUCAAUCACAUAUUAUACCAAAAUCUCAAAUAAAUACUAAUCUUUCUUUGAAUGGAUAUAAUAAUAUAGAUCAAACAUAUAAUGGAAUAACACAAAUUGGUUUAACUAGUUUACCAUUAAUAGCACCAGUUGCGCCAAUUAAUAGUUUACAACAUAUAAAUGAAUCAAUACCAUCAUCAUCAUAUUCAAUACAUGAUUGUAAUGGAGAAAGAUCACAAUUAACUGUAGCACCUUAUGCAACUGUAUCACUUAUUCAUAAUACAAUAAAUACUAAUAAUAAUUGUAAUACAUCUACAUUUUAUACUUUAAACAAUGGAGUUUAUGAUGAUGAUGAUGAUCAUGAUGAUGAUGGUGAUGAUGAUAAUGAUCAUAUUGAUACACCUAGUGAAUUAACUUAUGAAUUUAAUGAAAGGUUAACUCCUUCUGUAACUACAAAUAAUAAAAUCAAUUUAAAUAUUGAUUAUAAAAAGUGUAAUUUACUUCAAACCCAAUUACAAACCAAUCAAUCAUCAUAUACAAAUUAUACAAAUACUUGUUGUCAAGCUAAUGAAAAUAUGAAUAAUGAAGAAAAUGGGAAUUUAUCACAGUUUACAUUACUAGGACAACAUGAUCUCAUUGAAUUAUCACAAAGACAAGAUAUAAGAAAUAAAUCUAAUUCUGCAACAUCUAGUAGUUUAACCAAUGAUGAUGAUAAAUCAUAUAAAUGGAAGAAAAUAACAAAUGAAUCUGAUAAUCAUUUAAUUACAACUAAUUCAAAUCAAUUACCUAUGAUUCAUUAUUUAAAACAAAAUAAUUCCAAGAUGAUUAUGACAACAACAACAACAACAACAACAACAGCAACGACGAUAACAACCUCUGUAGGAACAUCACAACAUCAUAAUUCAUUUCCAUUAAAAUCUGAAAAGAAUGAAGGUUAUUUAUAUUGUUAUGAUGAUAAACAAAUAAUACCACCUCCACCAAAAUCACCACCACCUCCAGCACCAAAAUAUAAUCAUGAUAUUUAUAAUAAUAGUAAUAUAAUGAAUUAUCAAUGUUCACCAAGAAAAACUGAUGAACAACAUGAAUUAACAAUAGAAUAUUCAUCUUCAUCUUCCAUAUCAUCUAUUACACAUACAACACAUUCAACAAUACCAAACAAUAAUGAAAUGAAACAAAUUCCACAAUUGAAUCCAUUAAUAAUAACAACACCUAGUAAUCAUAAAGAAACUGAACAUUUAUUUCAUACAAAUCAUCAUCAUAAUAAUAAUGUACAAUUAAACAAUCCUAAAUCAUCUAUAAAUGAACAAAAUAUAUACUACUCAAAUUAUUGUAGUAGUGAUGAUGAUAGAGAAAAUCAACAAAUGAAUGAUAAAAAUUUGGAAUAUAAUUUUACAAAAUAUACUAAUGAUAAUCAUUAUAAUAUUAUUACUACCACUACUACUACUAAUAAUAAUAAUAAUAAUCCUCGUCAUCAUCAUCAACAACAACCACCACUACCACCACCACCACCACAACAACAACAACAUCAAAAUCAAUCAUUGAAUACAUCAUUAUCCUUAGAUAAACAAUCAUUUAUACAAAGACCAAUAAUGUUAUUAAAUCAACAUGAAUUAACUAAUACAUCAUCAUCAACAUUUUGUAUAUCAUUAAGUCCAGAAGAGCAUUCUAGUUCAACAUAUGCUCAAGUGUAUUAAACUUAUAUAUCUAUAUCUAUAUAUAUAUAGUAAUAAUGUUAUUUGAGAAUUACAUGAUAUUUACAUUUUCCCUAUCUUUUUCACACAUACACACACAUACACACCGACAAACAAGGAUACAUACAUACAUACAUACAUAUAAACACAUCGACACAGGAUUACAAUUUCAUAAAUUAGUGAUGUAAUCAUCAUUCCAAUUUGAUUAUUAUUAUUAUUUUACUCUUCUAUGAAUUAAAAAUCUAUCUCUUAAUGAAUUAGUUGUCAGGUGUGUGUGUAUGUUAGUUUUUCUUUUUUUUCAAAUCUACCAUUUCAUUUAUCAUGUAACUUAUCUUUGUAUAAAUAUGAGUAAUUUUCAACCUUUUCAUUUGUUUACUAACUAUUGAUUGUUAUGUGUUUGUUUAUUUAUUUAUUUAUUGAUUUAUUGAUUUUUUAGCAUAGGAUAUUUUUCCGACCACCCACCCACCCCCCUCUAAAAUUCAGCUCAUAGUUACACAGUAUUCUUUUUUUUUUUUAGAAAAAAAAAAGAAAUUAAGGAUAUAAAUGAUGAUAGGAUUUUAUUCUAUAACUAUCAUAAUGUUAUUAUUUUAUUUUUCUUUUUAUCAUAUUUAUUUAUUAUUUCAUUAUAAAUACUUCUGUCUAGUAGUUUAUUACUAAGUGAUUGAAUUAGUUUUAAAUAGAUGUAAUACAUUGAAAUGAUUAUGUAAUCAACAUCAUCGCCAUCACCAUCACCAUCAUUAUCAUCAUCAUCAUCAUCAUCAUCCUAUAAUAAGAAUAACUUCUUUAUGGGCUAUAGUUUGUUUACAUCUUUCUUUUAAUCAAUUCUAUGUACAAAUUCGGCUUUAUUAACAAAUAAAAUCACAAGUAACAUAGGGAUAAUUAUGAAUUUCAAUAAAACAAUAACAUUUACAUACACACACACACAUUUAUUGUUUGUAUAUUUAUUUCUUGUUUGUUCUUUUUUAUAUUCCAAUCUAUUCUGAUGUGUAUAUGGUUCAAUAGAACAACUGUUUGUAUUAUUACAGUUUUCUAUUAUAAACCUUUAAUAAUAAGAAGACUAAGCAAUCUAAUGGCUCUUUGCAUAAAUUAAAUAGAAUAAUCUUAUUACUUUGUUUAUUAGUUUCUCUGUUUAACUUUCUUAGAUUUGUCUUUUGUGUUUAUUCUAAUGUUUUCUAUUACAAUUGCUUCUUUUAAUGAUGAGGAUGACGACGAUGAUGAUGACGAUAAUGAUGAUGAUGAUGAUGAUGAUGAUGAUGAUGAU